Molecule: messenger RNA, 273 nt
Organism: Neomonachus schauinslandi (Hawaiian monk seal)
Lineage: Eukaryota; Metazoa; Chordata; Mammalia; Carnivora; Phocidae
Product: cytochrome c oxidase assembly protein COX20, mitochondrial-like
Exons: 2
Coding region: 1-273 (90 amino acids)
Biological process (GO): mitochondrial respiratory chain complex IV assembly
Cellular component (GO): mitochondrial inner membrane; mitochondrion
Source: RefSeq, a predicted model, not a curated record
AUGACGAGCUGCAAUGAACAAGACACAAUUGAUAAGGAUAAAGAGUUUCAUUUAGGAUUCAAUACUGUAUGGUUCAUUAGGAUCUGCUGGGCUGGCCUUGGACAUUUUUUGUUAACUAGUAGAAUGAGAAGAUCAUGUGAUGCUGGAGUAGGAGGAUUUAUCUUGGUGACUUUAGGAUGCUGGUUCCAUUGUAGGUAUAAUUACGCAAAGCUAAGAAUCCAGGAAAGAACUGCCAGAGAAGGAAUACAAAGUGUAUGCCAACAGGCAACUUAG